AUGGAUUACUCAGCAGAGACGCAUUAUGUCUCCUUCCUCAGCGGCGAUGGGGGGGGCAUGGGUAACAGCAGCAGCAGCAGCAGGAACAGCAGCAGCCGCAGCAGCCGGGGGCGCCGCAGCAUCAGGUCUGGUGGUUUAGGGUUUGUGUCUCCUCACAUUGCUGCUAAGCGUAUGUUCUACAAGAAGAAGCUAACAGUGCUGCUGCUGAGUUGUGUUGCUGCUGCUGCCCUCUGGAUGUCUUGGUGCGGUUUGCAAAGGCUCGCUGCUGCAGAUGACGACGCAGCAGCAGAAGCAGCAGCAGCAGCAGCAGCAGCAGCAGCAGCAGCAGCAGCGGCAGCAGCAGAGGAAAACGGAGGGUCUCCCUUGAUCAGAACCUCAGCAUCAAACCCAGCAGCAGCAUCAGACCCAUCAGCAGCAUCAGCAGCAGCAGCAGCAGCAGGGCCAAGCAGCGUUGUCUCAGUUGCUUCUCUGCCUGUAAGUGUCUACGACUAUGAAGCAGCACACUUUGAGUUUUGCUUCCAGCUGUUUAUCAGCGAACAUCAGAAGAUGUAUAUAUCGAUGGAGGAGAAGAGAAAGAGGCUGAAGAUAUUCACAGUAAACCUCACGCAUAUCCUGCUUCACAAUCUACAGGGCCACACAUACGAGUUGGCGAUGAACAGGUUUGGCGAUCUUUCUCGAGACGAAUUUGCUGCAUGGGUGAAGGGCGUCAGCAAAAGUACUUUGCCUUUAAAGACUGCAAGGCUAGGGGUGUAUAAAGAACUACCUUCAAUAGAAGCACCUGCUGCUAUUGACUGGAGACAGAAGGGCUGCGUAACGAACGUGAAAGACCAAGCAGAGUGCGGUUCUUGCUGGGCAUUCUCUGCUACAGGAGCAUUAGAAGGUGCAUUUUGUGCUGCUGCACUGCAGCAGGAGCAGCAGCAGCAGCAGGAGCAGCAGCAGCAGCAGGAGCAGCAGCAGCAGCAGCAGCAGCAGGAGCAGCAGCAGCGCAUUCUGCUGCAGCAGCAGCAGUUAGUUCUACAGCAACAACUGUUACAUGUACAGCAGCAGAUGCAACAGCAGCAGCAACAGCCACAGCAGCAAAAACUGCUGCAAGAGCAGCAGCAACGCCUACUGCUUCAACUCCAGCUCGUACAACAACAACAACAGCAGCACCAACAACAGCAGCAGCAGCAAGAGCAGCAAGAGCAGCAGAAGGUGCUGAGCUUCAGCGAGCAGAUGCUUGUCGAUUGCUCUGCUGCUUACGGUAAUGAAGGCUGCAACGGCGGGCUGAUGGAGAACGCUUUUUUGUUUGUUAGCGAGAAAGGGAUAUGCUUAGAAGAAGAGUAUCCUUAUAAAGCAAAAGAAGGUGUUUGUCAAGUAAAUGCAUGCGCAAAGAAGUAUUAUAUAGAAGGGUAUUAUGAUAUACCUGCUAAGAAUGAAGAGGCUAUGAAGAAGGCACUAUAUACACAUGGCCCUGUCUCUGUUGCUAUUGAAGCAAGUCAAACUUCUUUUCAGUUCUAUCAUAAAGGUAUAUUUAAUGCACCUUGCGGUGAUAACUUAGAUCACGGUGUUCUUCUUGUUGGAUAUCAAACAAACAAAGACAAAAAAGAAGACUUCUUCAUCCUUAAAAACAGCUGGGGUGUCGGCUGGGGCGAAGAAGGAUAUAUGAAGUUAGCUAUGCAUGCAGGAGAAGCGGGCCAGUGUGGAGUGUUGCUGUCAGGGUCGUAUCCAGUUUUAUCGAAGAAGGAGCCGCCGAUCACCUCUAAAUGA
Eimeria acervulina is the source of this 1749-nucleotide messenger RNA. Its product is annotated as cathepsin L-like thiolproteinase, putative. The coding region runs from base 1 to 1749 and encodes 582 amino acids. Lineage: Eukaryota; Apicomplexa; Conoidasida; Eucoccidiorida; Eimeriidae. Gene Ontology annotation, molecular function: cysteine-type endopeptidase activity. The transcript has 4 exons. Gene Ontology annotation, cellular component: lysosome. The record is from RefSeq and is a predicted model, not a curated record.